Messenger RNA from Symbiodinium necroappetens, 2433 nucleotides. NCBI's taxonomy places the organism in Eukaryota, Dinophyceae, Suessiales, Symbiodiniaceae. The record is from the annotation of a GenBank genome assembly.
AUGGCCCCUCAAGGACACCCUGGUGAUGAGCCUUUGCUCCUUCUGCGUGACUCGCUGGUCGCUUUUCGAAGCGACUUAGAAGUUCUGUUCCAAGCCCAGCAGAGGCACAACAACACUCGCAGGCUACUGCAGGACCUUUACGUACGACUUCUGUGGACUCGUCAGAACACAGACCCCGAAACCACGAGCGCAUCCACGAAAGUCGGAAUUGCUGGUGUGGGUAAGCUGUCCGACUCACCCAACUCCAAGGGUGCCCGUGCCAAGAAGCAUUCGAUCAAUCUCGAGAGCUUUGGUGGUGAGGAUGGGCUUCGAAGUCUGGUCUUGCAGUUCCUGGCAAAAGAGAAAGCCACACAUCUCCCCCACGACAGCAUCCAAGACAUCUGGGCUGAUGAGCUUUCCACUUCAUCGGCACGGGUCUCCGCUCUUAUCAGAGAUGGCAUGUGCUCCGACUGCUGGCAGUUCGUGCUGGCAAAGGACGGCUCCAGGUGGCAGAUUAUCCAGCAGAACAACUUGUCCGUCGUCCAGGAGCCCGGGAAUCAACAAGCUGGUGAGCCUCAGGCCGUCAGAGAAGCACAGACCUCGGGGCCUCGGGUCGUCGUGCGGAAGCUGAGCCACGACCUUCUGUGCCAGGCCAUAGAGUUGAUCGAGUCAGAUCCCAGCAAAGGUCACUCCUUUGCGGAACUGGCGAGCUGUUUGGGUUCGGAGCAUACCGUCAGCGUACUUGGCGAUGAGUACGAUGUGAAGAAAUUAUACAUCAAAGCCUUGAAGCUGGAUACUUCGCUCAAUGCUGCGAAGGAGCAGUUGGGGAAGUUGCUACAGGACGAUGGCCAGAAUCGCCAUGGUCUUGGAGAGGGAAGUGUCACGGACUGGGUCUCUUGUGCAAUUGGUGAAGAGUCGAGAAUGCUUGAAGAGGAUGGAAGCUGCUCUGCCGACAAUGCGGCGGCAGGCUCCUGCAUAAUGGAUGAGGCUUCCAAAAUCGAGGAGGAUAUGGCGAGGCUGUGUCCGCUCUUGAAAGCCGGGGCAGCUUUCUACGCCUUUACUGGGCGUUUUCUGAGUCGAACAACAGGGACGAUGUCCAUGGCGUCUUUGUGGCCGCGAGGUGUACAUCCAGAGCUUUUCGCAGAUGAGUACACCGUGUCUGUCCUGACAAUCGUGGGCCGGAUCCUCCUGGGGCUGUACAAAACCCGAGACAAGUCCUACGUCAACAUUCCAACAGCGAUGCUCGACCAUGACGCAGUCCUGGAUGUCGAAAACAUUCACGCACCUCUGUAUGAUGUUGACGGCAGUCCCAACUUCUAUUGGUUUGAGGCGAUCUUUCCACAGUUCAUCCUGAGGAGGUUGUACGUGCCGUUGAUGACUUGCUUCUACAGCGGCCUGCGAAAGAUGAACACCGAUGGUGAAGGAAAUUUGGAUGAUGCGCUGGACGAUCCGGCUUACAAUACAUGGGAAGCCGUCUUGAAGAACUCGAACAUGAGCAAAAGAGACUGGGUCCUCAGCUUCUACGACAUCGCACACACCUGGGAUGGCAACCUCUUGUGGCCAAAGCAGAUGACGGACUUCAGUGUCUACUUCAAGAAGGAUGAGUGGGAGGAUCAACUGGAGCGCGCCAUUGCCUUCCACCUCAUCGGCACACACAGGCUGGAAGCUGGCUCCUUCUCCGUGGAUGUGCCAGGCAUCGGCAGCAUGAAGCUUCCAUACAGGAUAGCGCUGAACGUCUUCAGCGAGCUGUCAGUACGGGAUGGUUUUGGCAGAUACGGCGUGGACUUGUACUUCAAUGAAGACGAGCUGCCAGUUCUUCUGGUGACCCCAGAUAAUCACACGGUCGUGCGAGGAGAUAAGCAGCAUGCCACCCGGAGUGUCUUCGCCACGGGUAGCGGUCACCACAAGUUUGCCAGACUAGUUCCAAGGUGGCAGUACUGGAAGUUUGUUUGGAGAAGCACCUUAAUCACAGGCAUCACGCUGGUCGACCACCUUCACUUCACGCAUUUCAGGAGCGCGAGCUUGCUUUCGCGGGCCAUUCGAAUCAAGCUGCCAUCUGAUCAUCCCCAGCGGCGUCUUCUGUCCAUUUUUACGUUUGGUUCUAUUUUUGUCAACAUCCAGGCAACACACGUGCUACUGGGUCCAAAUCAUUUGCUUCACCGGGCUACCCCUUUCUCGGACUUUCUCAAGCUGAGUCACAAAGUCCCGAAAAUGCUUGAUGAUGUCACCGAUGCUCCAUCGAUACAGGCAAUAGUGGAAGAUGCAGUGUGGAACGAGAAGCUUUCUCCUAAGUUGCGGUCAUUACCUUACUACGCUGAUGGCCGACUUCUUUGGGAGUCGAUCAAGAAGUUUAUAACAGAAAUUCUUCGGAGAAGCAACAUAUGCACGGAGGAAGGUGCUCUUCAAGAGGUGAUUACUGACUUCAUGAAAGAGCUUCUGGCUGAGACCUCCGAG